AUGACGGACGGGGUAUUUCUACAUGAAACGCUUAAAGACUCUGAUUUAGACAAGUACAAGGUUAUUGUUAUGGAUGAAGCCCAUGAAAGGUCAUUAAACACAGAUGUCCUUUUUGAAAUAUUAAAGAAUGUUGUAGCCAGUCGCCGUGAUUUCAAACUGAUUGUCACAUCAGCAACUCUAGAUGCACAGAAAUUUUCAAAUUUCUUUGGAAGUGUUCCGAUCUUUCAUAUUCCUGGGAGAACAUUUCCUGUCAAUAUAUUAUGGAGCAAAACUCCAUGUGAAGAUUAUGUUGAAGGUGCAGUGAAGCAGGCUAUGACUAUUCACUGA
Messenger RNA from Lathyrus sativus (Indian pea), 327 nucleotides. NCBI's taxonomy places the organism in Eukaryota, Viridiplantae, Streptophyta, Magnoliopsida, Fabales, Fabaceae. The record is from the annotation of a GenBank genome assembly.